Molecule: messenger RNA, 3645 nt
Organism: Odocoileus virginianus texanus
Lineage: Eukaryota; Metazoa; Chordata; Mammalia; Artiodactyla; Cervidae
Gene: PHLPP1
Product: PH domain and leucine rich repeat protein phosphatase 1
Molecular function (GO): protein binding
Source: RefSeq, a predicted model, not a curated record
AUGAGCGAGAGGCGAGGGGCGGGCGGGGGGCGGUGGCGGCCGGGCGGGCGCGCNGGCUGCAGCCCGGGCGCUCCGCGGGCCCCGGACGGCGCGGGCCCGGCCCCCGAGCCCGAGAGCCCCAGGCCGAGCCCCGGCGCCGAGGGCGCGUCGGGCCGGCCGGACCCCUACUGCUCGUCGUCGUCCGAGGAGCUCGAGGCUGACCCGGGCCAGCCCCGCCUGCGCGGCCGCUCUUCGGAUGCCUGGCCGCUCUCCCCGGCCGCCUCUCCGCCUCCGCCGACGGCCCCGAGGGACUUCGAGGGCCCGGGCGGCGCCGCCCGCGAUCGGCCGGCGGAGGAGAGCCUGCGCGGCCGCUCUUCGGAUGCCUGGCCGCUCUCCCCGGCCGCCUCUCUGCCUCCGCCGACGGCCCCGAGGGACUUCGAGGGCCCGGGCGGCGCCGCCCGCGAUCGGCCGGCGGAGGAGAGCCCGGGCGGGGACGCGGCGGCCGCGGAGAAGGCGCCCCCGCCGCCCACCCUGUACGUGCAGCUGCACGGGGAGACCGCGCGGCGCCUGGAGGCGGACGAGAAGCCGCUGCAGAUCCAGAACGACUACCUCUUCCAGCUGGGCUUCGGGGCGCUGUGGAGGGUGCAGGAGGAGGGCCUGGACUCGGAGGUCGGCUGCCUCAUCCGCUUCUACGCAGGCAAACCUCACAGCACCGGCAGCUCUGAGCGGGUUCAGCUCUCAGGAACGUACAGUGUCCGGAAGGGCAAACUGCACUUGCCAGUGAGCCGGUGGGCCAGACGCCAAGUCACCCUGUGCGGGACCUGCCUCAUCGUGUCAUCCGUGAAAGACAGCGUGGCCGGAAAGAUGCACGUGCUGCCGCUCAUCGGUGGGAAAGUAGAAGAAGUGAGGAAGCACCAGCACUGUUUGGCGUUGAGCUCUUCGGGGCCUCAGAGCCAGACGUACUGCAUCUGCUUCGACACCUUCACCGAGUACCUGCGGUGGCUCCGACAGGUCUCCAAGGUCGCGUCACAGCGCAUUAGCUCAGUGGACCUCUCCUGUUGUAGCUUGGAGCAUCUGCCUGCCAACCUCUUUUACAGCCAGGACCUCACUCAUCUCAAUUUAAAACAGAACUUUCUAAGGCAGAAUCCCAGUCUACCAACUGCAAGGGGGCUCAGCGAACUGCAAAGGUUCACCAAGUUGAAGAGUCUUAACCUUUCCAAUAACCAUCUAGGGGACUUCCCACUAGCGGUCUGCAGUAUUCCUACGUUGGCCGAGCUCAACGUGUCAUGCAACGCCCUUCGAGCCGUCCCAGCAGCCGUCGGAGCGAUGCACAACUUACAGACAUUUUUGUUGGAUGGAAACUUUCUCCAGACCCUUCCUGCUGAGUUGGAGAACAUGCAUCAGCUUAGUUAUCUUGGUCUUUCUUUCAAUGAAUUCACUGACUUUCCAGAGGUGCUGGAGAAGCUGACAGCUGUGGAUAAGCUUUGUAUGUCUGGAAACUGCAUGGAGACGCUUCGGCUACAGGCUUUAAGAAAAAUGCCUCACAUUAAGCAUGUGGAUCUAAGACUGAACCUAAUUAGGAAGCUAAUAGCGGAUGAAGUGGAUUUUCUCCCUCAUGUCACUCAGCUUGAUCUGCGAGACAACAAACUUGGGGGUCUGGAUGCUAUGGUUUUCAACAACCUUGAAGUUUUACACUGUGAAAGGAAUCAGCUGGUGACGUUAAGCAUCUGUGGCUGCGUCCUCAAAGCGCUCUAUGCCUCUUCCAACGAACUUGUCCAGCUUGAUGUUUGCCCAGUUCCGAAUUAUCUGUCCUACAUGGAUGUCUCAAGGAACUGUUUAGAAAACGUGCCUGAGUGGGUCUGUGAAAGCCGAAAGCUAGAAGUUUUGGAUGUUGGCCAUAAUCAAAUAUGUGAACUUCCUGCACGCCUGUUUUGUAACAGUAGUCUCCGGAAACUGCUGGCAGGACACAACCAGCUGACCAGGCUUCCUGAAAGGCUGGAAAGGACCCCCGUGGAGGUCUUGGAUGUGCAGCACAACCAGCUCCUGGAGCUGCCGCCCAGCCUCCUGAUGAAGGCCGACAGCCUGAGAUUCCUGAAUGCAUCUGCAAACAAACUGGAAACCCUCCCUCCAGCCACACUUUCAGAGGAGACCAACAGCAUCUUACAGGAGUUGUAUUUGACGAAUAACAACCUCACAGAUAAGUGUGUGCCUUUGUUAACCGGACACCCCCAUCUGAAGAUUCUUCACAUGGCCUACAACCGACUUCAGAGUUUUCCCGCAAGUAAAAUGGCAAAACUGGAGGAGCUUGAAGAGAUUGACCUUAGUGGGAAUAAACUGAAGGCCGUCCCGACAACCAUCAUGAACUGCAGACGCAUGCACACGGUGACUGCUCACUCCAACUGCAUCGAAGUCUUCCCUGAAGUUAUGCAGCUCCCGGAAAUCAAGUGCGUGGACCUGAGCUGUAACGAGCUAAGCGAAGUCACGUUACCAGAAAACCUGCCUCCGAAGCUGCAAGAGCUGGACCUGACUGGAAACCCCCGACUCGCCCUUGACCACAGAACCCUGGAGCUGCUGAAUAAUAUCCGCUGUUUCAAGAUUGAUCAGCCUUCGGCAGGAGAUGCUUCUGGAGCUCCAGCCGUGUGGAGCCACGGCUACACUGAAGCUUCAGGGGUGAAAAACAAGUUGUGUGUUGCGGCCCUGUCGGUGAACAACUUCUGUGACAACCGGGAGGCCCUGUACGGUGUGUUUGACGGAGACCGCAAUGUGGAAGUGCCCUACCUUCUCCAGUGCACCAUGAGUGACAUUUUGGCAGAAGAGCUGCAGAAAACAAAAAACGAAGAAGAAUACAUGGUCAACACGUUCAUCGUUAUGCAAAGGAAGCUGGGCACAGCCGGGCAGAAACUCGGAGGCGCUGCCGUCCUUUGUCACAUCAGGCACGACCCUGUGGACCCGGGAGGACCCUUCACCCUGACCUCCGCCAACGUGGGCAAGUGCCAGACGGUGCUGUGUCGGAACGGCAAGCCGCUGCCCCUGUCCAGGUCGUAUGUCAUGAGCUGCGAGGAGGAGCUGAGGAGGAUCAAACGGUACAAGGCCAUCAUCACCGAGGACGGCAAAGUGAACGGAGUGACCGAGUCCACGCGCAUCCUGGGCUACACCUUCUUGCACCCCAGCGUGGUGCCCCGCCCACACGUGCAGUCCGUGGCCUUGAGCCCGCAGGACGAGUUCUUCAUCCUGGGCAGCAAGGGGCUUUGGGACAGCCUGUCCGUGGAGGAGGCCGUGGGCGCUGCGCGCAGCGUGCCUGACGCGCUGGCCGCGGCCAAGAAGCUCUGCACCCUGGCGCAGAGCUACGGCUGCCGCGAGAGCGUGAGCGCGGUGGUCGUGCAGCUCAGCGUUCCCGAGGACAGCUUCUGCUGCUGCGAGCUGGCCGCGGCCGCCUCCCUACCGCCACCCAGCCCCGGUGUCUUCACGCCGGCCUCUGGUGCGGCCGCCCGGGAGCGGCCGGCUGACGGGCUGGGUGCGCCAUCCUCUAGCAGCGGCCUGGCCUCCGAGAUGAGCAGCGAGCUGUCCACGUCGGAGAUGAGCAGCGAGGUGGGCUCCACGGCCUCCGACGAGCCGCCGCCACCAGGCGUGCUGGGCGAGGGCAGCUCNUGCGACACUCCGCUCUGA